Molecule: messenger RNA, 618 nt
Organism: Theileria equi strain WA
Lineage: Eukaryota; Apicomplexa; Aconoidasida; Piroplasmida; Theileriidae
Product: 60S ribosomal protein L15, putative
Exons: 3
Coding region: 1-618 (205 amino acids)
Biological process (GO): cytoplasmic translation
Cellular component (GO): ribosome; cytosolic large ribosomal subunit
Molecular function (GO): RNA binding; structural constituent of ribosome
Source: RefSeq, a predicted model, not a curated record
AUGGGUGUCUACAGUUACCUCGAGGAGUUGUGGAGGAAGAAACAAUCUGACGUUAUGCGUACCUUGUUACGUAUAAGAACAUGGGAAUACAGACAAUUAAAGGCUGUGCACCGUGUAUCAAGGCCUACACGUCCAGAUAAGGCUAGAAGACUGGGCUACAAGGCCAAGCAGGGUUUUGUUAUAUAUAGAGUGCGUGUGCGUCGCGGUGAUCGCAAAAAGAAUGUAGCAAACGGCAUCGUAUAUGGAAAGCCAGUACAUCAAGGUAUCCAUAAGCAAAAAUCAAAGAGGAAUUUGAGGAGUGUUGCUGAGGAGCGCGUUGGAAGACGUAUCUGUGGUGGUUUGCGCGUUUUGAACAGCUACUGGGUUGGUCAGGAUGAGACCUACAAGUUUUAUGAAGUCAUCCUUGUUGACCCAGCUCACAAUGCCAUCAGAAAUUGUCCACGCAUCCAGUAUAUUUGCAAUCCAGUUCACAAGCAUCGUGAACUUCGUGGUUUAACCUCCGCCGGUCGCAAGGCUCGCGGUUUGCGUGUCAAGGGUCCCAAGGCCUCUAAGCUGCGCCCAUCUAUUAGUGCCAACUGGAAACGCAGACAGCUCCAACGCUUGUGGCAUAAGCGUUAA